Molecule: messenger RNA, 990 nt
Organism: Coregonus clupeaformis (lake whitefish)
Lineage: Eukaryota; Metazoa; Chordata; Actinopteri; Salmoniformes; Salmonidae
Product: VIP peptides
Exons: 6
Coding region: 95-559 (154 amino acids)
Biological process (GO): positive regulation of cell population proliferation; adenylate cyclase-activating G protein-coupled receptor signaling pathway; positive regulation of growth hormone secretion
Cellular component (GO): perikaryon; terminal bouton; extracellular region
Molecular function (GO): neuropeptide hormone activity; growth hormone-releasing hormone receptor binding; peptide hormone receptor binding
Source: RefSeq, a predicted model, not a curated record
AUUUCUUCUGAGAUGAUGACCUGAACUGGCAUCAAGGACUGCAGGAGAAGAACCCAAUAGAAUUAACACACAAAGGAUUAAUCCAGAACUAGCCAUGAUGAUGGAUAGAGCUGCACUGCUGGUGUUCUGCUGUCUGGUGAUGUCUGUAUCAGGCGCCCCACUCUACCCAUCUAUUAGGUUUGGUCAGAGGGACACGUCCAUCCUGAUGACCUCCUCUAUAGAGGAAGAGAACAGCACUCCCCUGAGACAAAAACCCGAACUACGAUCAGGAAGACAUGCUGAUGCUAUCUUCACCAACAGCUACAGGAAAGUUCUAGGUCAAAUCUCAGCCAGGAAGUUCCUACAGAGCAUCAUGGGAAAAAGGCUACAAGUAGAAGGCCGGAGCUAUAAUGUGAAAUGCCAGUCAGACAUUUACGAGGGCACCUACAAACAGGAUCUGACAUCUGUUCAGAGAAAACAGAGUUACAGGGGACAGCAAAACAAUGUCAAGAAGCCAAGACUUCUAUGUAGUGAAUGUAAGCGAGGACAAAGUGAAGACAAGAAGUGUCUCCGACUCUAAACACACUCUUUAAUGACCUGAAAGUAUGUCAUAAGAUACUGUUUUUGUUUUCAGAGGGAAAAAAUGCUAUUUUCCUAUCAAAGCUUUGAGUCAAGAAAAUCAACACGUUGCUCAGUUCAUACACUGGCAAACAGAAUUAUACUAAAUAAUAUGUAACCGCAGUUUUCACAAUAAAGCAAAGAGAUUUGAUAUGAGUCCAGUGCAUUCAUUUAGCUUCCUUCAUCCAACUGAAACAAAUGCUUAGUAUAGGCACUAUUAUUUCAAGGGCUUUAGAAUAUGAUAGAAUUACAGUGUGUAUUGCACCGAUAACAAAAAGCAGUACACUCAAAUGAAUCCCCAUUUCUUUAAUUACAAAAACAUCAGAUUUUCCAAGAUUGCCCAUCCACAAUUUUGUUCUGGGGGGGGGGGGUCUUUAUUGUAAUUCAGUGAGG